AUGUUAAUUAUUGACUCAAUUCAAUCGAGUCAUUCAGGAAAUUAUUCUUGUAAAAUAUCAAACAGAUUUGGUUAUGAUACUUUUACAACUGAGCUUCUUGUUGAAGGACCACCAAAUUGGAUUGAGCAACCAAAGGAUAUAAAAUCUCAUCACGGUGAAACAAUUAUCGUAAAUUGUAAAGUAUCGGGUCACCCAAAACCCAGAAUUCAAUGGCGGAGACUCUCAGGUUCAUCAUGGAUAAAUUUUGUAUCGGAAGGCACAAGAAUUAAGAAUAUUGAAUUGGAAAAUGAUAAACUGAUAAUAACCAACGUUUCUCGGUCUGAUAAUGGAAGAUUUGGUUGUUCUGCCAUAAAUGGAAUCGAACCUAAUCUUUGGUCUGAGUUCGAAAUUUCAAUUGAAGGAUCACCUAAUUGGAUUUCAAAGCCUGUCGAUGUUAAAUCAACUUUGGGAGAUUCAUUAACUAUCCAAUGCUCAGCAUCAGGUUAUCCUAAACCGAUUAUCCAAUGGAAAAAAUUUCAAGGUUCAUGGAUUAAUUUAUCUUCCAAUGGAACUACAAAUGAAAAUGUCCAACAAUCAAGUGAAAAAUUGAUUCUAUCAAAUGCUUCUCGUGAUACUGGUGGUAGAUAUGGAUGUUCAGUAGCGAACGGAAUCAGACCCGAUCUUUGA
Molecule: messenger RNA, 666 nt
Organism: Panonychus citri (citrus red mite)
Lineage: Eukaryota; Metazoa; Arthropoda; Arachnida; Trombidiformes; Tetranychidae
Product: peroxidasin homolog
Exons: 5
Coding region: 1-666 (221 amino acids)
Biological process (GO): homophilic cell-cell adhesion; axon guidance; dendrite self-avoidance
Cellular component (GO): plasma membrane; axon
Molecular function (GO): cell-cell adhesion mediator activity
Source: RefSeq, a predicted model, not a curated record